Messenger RNA from Hyaloscypha bicolor E, 749 nucleotides. RefSeq lists its product as uncharacterized. The coding region runs from base 1 to 666 and encodes 221 amino acids. Lineage: Eukaryota; Fungi; Ascomycota; Leotiomycetes; Helotiales; Hyaloscyphaceae. The record is from RefSeq and is a predicted model, not a curated record. The transcript has 4 exons.
AUGUCUAACGCUCCCUACGCAAUCGCUAUAUGCCUAUGCAUUUUUUGUGGCGUUGUUCUCAGCGUUGUCCUGCCCUUGAGGUAUAAACUAGAGAAGGAGGCCAAAGCUUCCUCCCUAAGAAACCUUGCACUCGGGAUUUGGCUUGAUGACUGGAUGCUUAUUUCGCAGUGCCGUUUAUUCCCGAAUAAUGCCAGAAAGACGAUGUUGGGAAGAUAUAGUUGUAGGACUUGUUAUAAUCCCGAGUAUCGUCGCAAUUUUUUCCCGGUGAAGAAAAAAAUCCGUAUUAUUCUUCAACUUGCUAUCUCUUCUGGGUUUCUUGGAAUCGCUCUUGAGGGUUACCGCCAGUCCAUUACUCAUAACAAAGAGGAGGGUUACCGCCAUCCUGACACUCCUAACGAAGAUGAGAAAAAAUUGUUCCCCAUGAUCGCCGAAGCAUUCAUUGAUGUGGUUUCCAUAUGUGUUUGGGAUGCUUUACAGAUUGCCUUUAGGACCGGUGGGGGAUCCAAAUCGAGUAUAACAGAAGGUCGGACCGGGAACGGCGGUGGCUCCAAUCAUGGAAGUACUGAGCAGAUUUUGGAAGAUGAACAGAGGAGGGACGAAAGCGAUGUGGAGUUUGGAAGAGUAAGGAGCGUGCCUAUGGAAAGCUUGGAGAUCCCAGCCCCGUAGUGGUGGUGUCUAAGAUUGUGAAUGUUGCACCUGGGCAGGCUAAAUUGUAUUGAUCAACGUUGUUCAAUAAACUGAAUAUCGAC